This is a messenger RNA of Fulvia fulva, 579 nucleotides long. RefSeq names its product SRP-independent targeting protein 3. Bases 1 to 579 code for a protein of 192 amino acids. The record is from RefSeq and is a predicted model, not a curated record. Gene Ontology annotation, cellular component: mitochondrion; endoplasmic reticulum. Lineage: Eukaryota; Fungi; Ascomycota; Dothideomycetes; Mycosphaerellales; Mycosphaerellaceae. The transcript has 3 exons. Gene Ontology annotation, biological process: protein targeting to ER.
AUGGUGAACCCGCAAAUUACCAACCUCGUCAUCAUCUUGGUGAUGAUGCAAGCCUCCAAGAAGAUCCCCUUCGACGAUCCGAAUGUGCUCAAUGGUGUUCGCGCGCUUUACGUCGUGUCGAAUAUCAUUAUUGCGGGCAUUUACAUCUAUGUCCAGCAGACGAUCAAUAAGAAGAGAGACAUGACAGUCCUAAAAUACGUCGAACCCGCCCCCAUGGGCAGCACGGAAGAACCCAAAGCCGUAACCACCACCGUCCACGCCUACGACACAACCCAACUCAAAGGCCUCUUCAAAUCCCAGCUGAUGGGCGUCGGCAUGAUGGCCGUGAUGCAUCUCUACUUCAAAUACACCAACCCGCUCCUGAUCCAGUCCAUCAUCCCACUGAAAGGAGCGUUCGAGGGGAAUUUGGUCAAGGUGCACCUGUUUGGACAGGCCGCGACGGGGGAUUUGAAGAGACCGUGGAAGGCGAAUGCGGGUAUGGCGGGGAUGCUGGGGGGACAGCAGGGGGAGGUUAAGACGGAUAAGAAGAGUAUUGAAGCGGCGGAGAAGGCUGGACGGGGUGGGGUUAAGGAGGAGUAG